Melanotaenia boesemani (Boeseman's rainbowfish) is the source of this 7338-nucleotide messenger RNA. RefSeq names its product son of sevenless homolog 2 (Drosophila) (gene sos2). The record is from RefSeq and is a predicted model, not a curated record. Gene Ontology annotation, molecular function: protein heterodimerization activity; guanyl-nucleotide exchange factor activity. Gene Ontology annotation, biological process: Ras protein signal transduction; positive regulation of GTPase activity. NCBI's taxonomy places the organism in Eukaryota, Metazoa, Chordata, Actinopteri, Atheriniformes, Melanotaeniidae. Gene Ontology annotation, cellular component: plasma membrane. The coding region runs from base 820 to 4806 and encodes 1328 amino acids. The transcript has 23 exons.
GCCAUACAGCAGCUCAGUGAGAGCGGCGGCAGCAGCAGCGGAUAGGCAGCGGAGUUGGUACCAACAUCUUCGACUUCUCAAAACCAAAAACACCUCGACUGCCCUUCAGCUGCUCUGCUCACCAUUAUGCCUUGGACUGUUCGCUGUUUCUUGGAUUACACGUUGGAUUUAGCGUCCAUCAGCUGCGGAGAAGAUGACUAAACGCGAAGUUAGCAGCGAAGGAGAAAGUGUGCCUUGUUUGGAGCUGAAGGGGUCGUGUGCCACAACAUAGAACUCGGAGCGCAUCAAGGCCAACAUCAGCCAGUAGCACUAAAUUAGCUUGUCGGUUGGCUAACUAAGGUUACAGGUGUUUAGGGAGUAAAUAACCAAACAUAACUCGUAGCUUUAGAUAGCUGGGAACAAGUUGUGCCCUUAUGUCUUGACGCAACACUGACUUAAAUGUGCCUGUUAUAACCUUUUUUAGCAUAAGUAGCAAGUAUAACACUUAGCAACAUUGUUAUUAGCUGUUAGCUUUUUAGUUAGCCGCUGCCCCGUGUUUACAGCAGCAGCAGUAGGCUAGCCACAUUAGCUAAAAAGCUAGCGAGUUAACUUUAUUGCUACAUGUGCUUAUUUCUUUUGUAGCUAUUUUUCGCCUUUUGACCCAGCUCGACAUCAGACUCGCAGUGUGUUUCAGUGUUUCCAUUCUUUUUUAAUAAACAAACCAGUUUGACUUUUUCCACCGUGCCUGAUUUGGACUGACCCACCCAUAAGGACUAUCUAUCCGGGGCCGAUGCUGACAGUUCAGCCCGGAUCACGGCAACGCCAGGAGCCGCUACAGCGAUGCAACCCCAGCAGAUAUACGACUUUUCAAGUGAAGAGAACAGUCAGAAAUGGAGAGGCCUCUUUGUGCAAGCUUUACGAAAGGUACAGCAGCAGGUCCACCCAAACCUGGCGGCGAAGGAGGAUGCCCUCCAGCACAUCGAGGAGCUGAUCCUGCAGCUGCUCAACAUGCUGUGUGUGGCCCAGCCUCGCUCAGUGCAGGAUGUAGAGGAACGCGUCCAGAAAACUUUUCCCCACCCUAUAGAUAAGUGGGCAAUCGCCGAUGCCCAGGCAGCUAUUGAGAAACGAAAGAGAAGAAACCCUUUACUUCUCCCUGUGGACAAGAUACACCCAUUGCUAAAGGAGGUUUUGGGCUACAAAGUAGACUACCAUGUGUCCUUGUACAUUGUGGCGGUGCUUGAAUACAUAUCAGCGGAUAUACUUAAACUGGCAGGCAACUAUGUUGUUAACAUUCGGCACUUUGAAAUCAGCCAGCAGGACAUCAAGGUGUCCAUGUGUGCAGACAAAGUGUUAAUGAACAUGUUUGAGCAGGAUGAGGACAUCGGUUUGAUGUCGCAGUGUACGGACGAGCCCUCGUCUUCUGGUGAGCUUACAUAUGACGACCAGGUGAGGCUUGAAAUCGCAGAGGAGCGGCAAUACCUGCGAGAGCUCGACCUCAUUAUCAAAGUGUUCCGGCAUCACUUCCUGUCAAACCCCAAAAUCUUCACACCUCAGGAUGUCGAGGUGAUCUUCAGCAACAUCUUGGACAUCCACGAGCUGACGGUGAAGCUUCUCGGGCUGAUCGAGGACGCUGUGGAGAUGACCGCUGACGGCAGUCCUCAUCCACUGGUGGGGAGCUGCUUUGAAGAUCUAGCAGAGGAGCAGGCGUUUGACCCGUAUGAGACUUUGUCCCAGGAUAUCCUCAGGAGGGAUUUUCAUGAGCACUUCAACAACCUGAUGUCACGACCAACAGUUGGCCUCUACUUCCAGUCAGUUGCAGAUGGCUUUAAAGAAGCUGUCCAGUAUGUCCUCCCCCAGCUGAUGAUGGUCCCCGUGUACCACUGUAUUCACUACUUUGAGCUACUGCAGCAACUUCAGGAGCACAGUGAAGACGAAGACGACAGAGAAUGUCUGAAACAGGCAAUUACAGCUCUGAUUAACCUUCAGUGUAGUGUGGACCGCAUCUAUGCCAAGCACCAGCCUCGACGUAAACCUGGUGAGCCCAUGUACCGCCUGUACAGCCGACAGGUUCGUAGCAAACAACUGGCCAUCAAGCGUAUGAACGAGAUCCAGAAAAGCAUUGAUGGCUGGGAGGGGAAAGACAUCGGCCAGUGUUGCAGCGAGUUCAUCCUUGAGGGGCCACUUUUACGAGCUGGUGCUAAACACGAGAGACACAACUUCCUGUUUGACGGCCUGAUGAUUAGCUGCAAGGCCAAUCAGAGUUCCCGGCUCCCAGGGUCAGGUAGCAGUGCGGAGUACCGCCUGAAGGAGAAGUUCGUGCUAAGGAAAAUCCGCAUUGUGGACCGCGAGGACUCUGUAGAGCUGCGGCACGCUUUUGAACUCAUAGGCAAAGAUGAAAACUGUGCAGUUUUCUGUGCAAGGACAGCAGAUGAGAAAGCUGCAUGGAUGGCAGCACUGGUGACUCUUCAGUACCGCUCCACUUUGGAUCGGAUGUUGGACACCGUGCUGCAAACGGAGGAACAGGAGCAUCCUCUAAGACUGCCCUCUCCGGAGGUUUACCGGUUUGCUGUGGAGGACUCUGAGGAGAAUAUAGUGUUUGAGGACAAAAUCCAGAGUAAAACUGGUAUCCCCAUCAUUAAGGCUGGCACAGUGGUCAAGCUCAUAGAGAGGCUCACCUACCACAUGUAUGCUGAUCCCAACUUUGUGCGCACAUUUCUUACCACCUACCGAUCAUUCUGUACACCACAGGAUCUCCUCGUCCUGCUGAUGGAGAGGAUUGAGAUCCCUGAGCCAAAACCAACUGAGGAGGAUCGGGAGGCUCUCUGGAAUGAUGAUCAGCUAAUGGCUGCUGAGCUUCAAAGGUUUCGAAAGGAGUAUGUGCAGCCAGUCCAACUCAGGGUUCUCAACGUUUUUCGUCAGUGGGUCGAACAUCAUUUCUACGACUUUGAGAAUGAUCCGGAGCUGAGAAGUCUGUUGGAGGACUACAUCACGGGCAAAAUUCAACUUCGAGGCAAGUCCAUGAGAAAGUGGGUCGAGUCCAUCAAUAAGAUCAUCAAGCGAAAGCUGCAGACUCAGUCAAACGGCAUCAGUCACAAUAUCACCUUUGAGAGCUCACCUCCUCCCAUCAAGUGGCACCUCUGCAGAGCGGGUCAAGUGGACUUGUUUGAUCUCAUGACGCUUCACCCCAUAGAGAUCGCCCGCCAGCUGACGCUGCUCGAGUCUGAGCUCUAUAGAGCUGUUCGGCCAUCUGAGCUGGUCGGCAGCGUCUGGACCAAAGAGGACAAAGAGAAGAACUCACCAAACUUACUCCGCAUGAUCCGCCACACAACCAACCUCACACUGUGGUUGGAGAAGUGUAUUGUGGAAACGUGGAACCUGGAGGAGAGGGUGGCAGUGCUAUCACGGGUCAUAGAGAUCCUUCAGGUUUUCCAGGAGCUCAACAACUUCAACGGCGUGUUGGAGGUGGUCAGUGCCGUUAACUCUGUCCCGGUCUACAGGUUAGACCACACCUUUGAGGCAAUACCAGAGAGGAAAAAGAAAAUCUUAGAAGAAGCUGUGGAGCUGAGCCAGGACCAUUUUAAGAAAUACUUGGCUAAACUCAAGUCAAUAAACCCACCCUGUGUGCCUUUCUUUGGGAUCUAUUUAACCAAUAUUCUGAAGACGGAGGAGGGCAACCCUGACUUCCUCAGACGCCACGGCAAGGAUUUGAUCAACUUCAGCAAGAGGAGGAAAGUGGCUGAAAUAACAGGAGAGAUCCAGCAGUAUCAGAACCAGCCCUACUGUCUGAAGGUGGAGCAAGACAUAAGGAGGUUUUUCGAGAACCUGAACCCAAUGGGCAACAUGAGCGAGAAGGAGUUUACUGACUACUUGUUCAAAAUGUCUCUGGAAAUUGAGCCACGGAACUGCAAGCAGGCUCCUCGAUUUCCCAGGAAAACCGCAUACCCCCUGAAAUCCCCUGGGAUCCGGCCUGUUCGGACUUCUAACACCCCUAAGGGCCACCCCGUCCCCCUGGAGAGGGAGCCCCCACAUAAGAUCACCUUCCGCAGCAUCGCAGAGACAGAGAUGGACACGACGGCGUCGGCCUCAGUGCCAACCUCUCCCAACACGCCCACCCCUCCACAGUCGGCUUCCUCUGACCUCAGCUCAGUCUUCAUGGAUCACGACCUCAGCAGCUCCUACAGCGGUGGUAACUCCAUAUUUGCCCCAGUUCUCCUACCGCCUUUAAAGUUCCAGUCUGUCUCUUGUGGCAGCCUGAACCAGCUUGGAGAUGAGCAGAAGCCGCCUCCUUUGCCUCCUCGACGGAAAGACGCCAUGUCUGAAGAGAAACUGAGCUCCAGGUCUGACGACCCUCCAGCCAUCCCUCCCCGCCUGCCUCCCCAUCUGCCAAGGAACCAGCCUCGACCUCUGAUCUACAACAGCCCUUCUAUUGAUGGACCCCUGCCCAGCCCUCCUCCUCCACCGCCUCGGGACCCUCUCCCUGACACCCCUCCUCCGGUUCCCCAGCGACCCCCGGAGAUCUUCAUCAACUAUCCCGUCAACAUGCAGCCUUCACCCGUGGGCCGAUACCACUGGGACUUCGGCAGCUCCCCCAGCUCGCCCAACACCCCACCCAGCACGCCGUCCCCUCGCAUCCCCAGGCGGAGCUGCCCGCUCAGCGCCAGCCAGAACAGCCUCUGCCCCGUUCCCAUCACCGCCCCACCUGUCCCCCCACGACAAAACUCCAGCCCACAGCUCCCUAAACUUCCACCAAAGACGUAUAAAAGGGAGGCGUUACAGCCGCCGCUACAAGGCCUCUCAUUGGUGGAGAAUACCGAAAGCAGCCAAUGAGUCUGCUUCAAUUUCUUAACCACCAAAAUGCAAACUUCAAACCAGUUGACUCAAAGCUACUGAUCUGAAAGAACAACACUGCUCCACAUUCAAACCUGCCCCCGCCUGCAUCCACCACGCCUGCUAUGCCUCUCAGGAGAUCAGUAGCUCCGCCUCCAUCUCAAACCCUCUGUGCCAAUGAGAAAACCCACACCAGUGUGCCAGCUAAUAAACAACAAGCAGUGUUUGUGUCUGUGAGGAGUGGGACCACCUGCCUCUGAUAAAAGCUCUCCCCCCUUACCCCCUGUGGCUCUCCGCACCAUCAGCUAGGGAGGGUGAAGAGGGGGGGCUUGGACUUUGUAGCUUCAACUGUGUAUUGUUUCUUUUGGGCAUUGAUGUUAUCUGGAUUUCUGCUGCAGCUCACUGAUUUUUUUCACAACCUUUCUCCUCUACGACCAGCUCAGACGUGGUCCCUUCAUGGUGGGUGCAAGCAGCGGACUUGUUUGCUUUUCCUACCAAGUGAAGACAAACAGUUGCCAAAGUCUUAUUUUAUGCAGGGGGACAAGGGAUUUUCUGUUUUAAAGCAAAUGUGACACUAAAAUAAACCAGAAAAGGAUGCGACACUGAAUCCCCCACCUUGUAUUUCAGCUGUACACUGUGACUGUAAAGUAGCAAGUCAAACUGUCUUGACUAUUUUUGUUUUGUUUCUUUUUUGUCUGAAGCCUCUCACAGCCACAAAAUGUUGCCUUUCUAAAAAAUAAUAAUAAUAAAAAAGAUAAAAAACAAAAACCAACAGUGAUGACCUCUGAGCCCAGGCUCCAGUCCUAUCGGCCCAGAUGGGAAAAAAAGCCGAGAACACUCCGUUUGCACAUCAAGAUUUAGGCAAAGGUGGCAGGUGAUUAGACUUAUUUAAAGAGGAAAAAAGAAAGAAACCUCUGCAGUGCAUGGCAGAGGGAAGUCUGCCACGAUAUCAAACAGCACCAGGAAGCAGGGCGAAGAAGAGGACUCUCACUUUCAAAGCUGAUGUCUUAACCGAUUCCCUUACGGACACGCGCUGCUGUCUGACACUGUGCUCUUCUCCAAAACCUCCCCUCCCCUCUUUGCAUCCGUGGCCAAUUCUUCAUCAUUUGUAUUAAAACUUUGCACUGGAAGCACGCAUUCUCCCACCAAAGCUGGGUCAGCCUCCCCCCACCCCUCACUGGCUGCUCCUAAUACUUAAAACCCAUGAAAAAGAGGAACUUUCUAACCCAAUUUCUUCCUCUUCAUCUUUUUCUCUCUCUUUUUUCCAGCUUGAGACUUUUUUCUUUGAAAAGACUGAAAUAAUCCAUGCAUCAUGCUCUGAUGUGCCUUUUUAUUUUGUUUUCUACUUUACAGAAAUAAGCAAAUGGUGUCUAAAAUGCUUAAAAAUAAAGUUGCCUAUGUAAUGUUUAGAACAAAGCUAUACACUAUGAAAUUGUACAUGUUUGUGCAUACUGUGUAUACAUAACAUGUAUACACUAAUUUGUAUAAAGUGACUUUUUUUCCGUCUUAUUGUACCCUCAUCCACAUCUGUUCAGAUAUUUCCUAUUAAUCCAGUGCUGCUACAGUCAGCUAAGAAAAUAAUAAUACAAAAACUAGACAAAACAGGUCACCCCCACUAACUUACUUACAGACAAUCUCCAGUUGAAACUGGGAGUAUUAACUGAUGAAAGCCUUUUUUUUUUUUCUUCCCUGCCCCUUUAGGUGUUUUAGAGCAAUGGGAAAAAAAAUCCACUUCAAUAUGCCAAGCACUUACUUAGACAUGUGCUUCACUUUGUACAUCCUACUAAUGGCCUUUUCUCCUUUUCAAAGACUUUUUAAUGCUUACACUUGUUAAAUAGAGGUUGGAGCUGUAUUAAAAGUUGCAGUGGAAUAUAUACAGACAUAUAUUCAGUUGCAAGUUUUGGAGCAUAGUGAAGAAUUGGAUGUUUUUCUGAGAAACACACUUUGUGCACUUUAGGCUGUACUGUUGAAGAGCCGCAGUUGUUACAGGUAUGUUUGUAAAUGCAGUGAUCCCUGUGCAGCUGUCGAACUCGCUCUCUACAUGGAUCAGGGCAGAAAAACACGAGUCUAUCACCUCACUUUUACCGCCUGUUGCUGGUUCUGAUGUUUGUAAACGACACAAACGCCUGACGGUGUCAGACCACCACAAGCAGAGGUUUUGUUGUUGUUUUUUCCCUCCUUACGCCCUUUCCUGUCUCUUUCCUUUGCUCUGAAUGUGCAGAGGCGUCCUCCGACAGUGGUGGAUGAUUUUGAUCAAACUAGGGACAAAAGGGGCACUUCACUAUUUCACCUGAUGUUCUGUCCAUUUCCUAAGUUUCCCAUGUCAGUAUUGAUGGGGUUAAUCUUAGCUUUUGGGGGGUUUGUGUUAAUGUUUUUUGUUUUUAACCUCAUUUCUGACAAAAUAAUAGAUUGGUUUUCCUCUUGGUGGCACUGUAACAUCUUGAUCCAGCAGUCGGUUUGUUUGAUGGUAUGUGGCCUUUUAACUGCUUUGUAUUAAUGGUCUUGAUGAGAUUAAUAAAUCACCCAGUCUUA